Cyclopterus lumpus (lumpfish) is the source of this 1597-nucleotide messenger RNA. RefSeq names its product homogentisate 1,2-dioxygenase (gene hgd). The record is from RefSeq and is a predicted model, not a curated record. Bases 42 to 1373 code for a protein of 443 amino acids. Gene Ontology annotation, biological process: L-phenylalanine catabolic process. Gene Ontology annotation, cellular component: cytoplasm. The transcript has 14 exons. Gene Ontology annotation, molecular function: homogentisate 1,2-dioxygenase activity. Lineage: Eukaryota; Metazoa; Chordata; Actinopteri; Perciformes; Cyclopteridae.
GUAACCACUGAGCUACGAGGACAUUAUUAAAAGACAGCACAAUGGCUGGGCUCAAGUACAUGAGUGGUUUUGGGAACGAGUUCUCUUCUGAAGACCCUCGCUGUCCUGGAUCCUUACCUGAGGGACAGAACAAUCCUCAGGUCUGUCCCUACGGCCUCUAUGCUGAGCAGCUCUCUGGCUCUGCCUUCACCUGCCCGCGGCCAGCCAAUAAGAGGAGCUGGUUGUACCGCAUCUUGCCGUCUGUCAAGCAUAAGCCUUUUGCUGCGGUGCCCUCUGGAGAUCUAACAGAGAACUGGAAUGAGGUGGAACCCGACCCUAACCAGCUGCGAUGGCUGCCAUUCACCAUCCCCAAAUCUACAGAGAAGAAAGUGGACUUUGUGGCUGGUCUGCAAACUGUCUGCGGUGCCGGAGAUGCCAAAUCUCGCGACGGCAUUGGCAUCCACGUGUACACCUGCAACACUUCCAUGGUCGACAGGUGCUUCAACAACUCAGAUGGAGACUUUCUGAUUGUCCCCCAGCAGGGUAAGAUCUUGAUCACCACAGAGUUUGGGAAGAUAAUGGUCGAGCCAAACGAAAUCGGUGUCAUCCAGCAAGGAAUGCGCUUCAGCGUGGAUGUGUUUGGAGAAACCAGAGGCUAUAUACUGGAGGUGUACGGAGCCCAUUUUGAACUCCCUGACCUGGGACCCAUCGGAGCCAAUGGUCUGGCCAACCCAAGAGAUUUCCUGUGUCCAGUUGCUUGGUACGAGGACCGCGAAUUGGCUACGGAUUACAUCGUCAUCAACAAGUACCAAGGAAAGCUCUUUGCCUGCCAACAGGAUUUCUCUCCAUUCAAUGUGGUAGCUUGGCAUGGGAACUACACACCUUACAAAUACAACCUGAAGAACUUUAUGGUUAUCAACGCCGUGGCCUUCGACCAUGCGGAUCCAUCUAUCUUUACUGUGCUGACUGCCAAAUCCACGCGACCAGGUGUGGCGAUUGCUGACUUUGUCAUCUUCCCCCCUCGGUGGGGUGUGGCUGACCACACCUUGCGUCCACCAUACUAUCACCGUAACUGCAUGAGUGAAUUCAUGGGUCUGAUCAAAGGCCACUAUGAAGCUAAAGAGGAGGGCUUCCAGCCAGGAGGGGCCAGCCUACACAGCAUAAUGACGCCACACGGCCCGGACGGCGAAUGCUUUGAAAAGAGCAGCACUGCUGAGCUCAAACCUGAGAGGGUGGCUGAGGGAACUAUGGCUUUCAUGUUUGAGUCAUCCUUCAGUAUGGCAGUGACCAAGUGGGGCCUGCACACAUGCCAGAGGCUUGACACGAGCUACCAUCAGUGCUGGGAAUCUCUGCGCAGCCACUUUAAUCCCAACUGGAAGCCGAGCAAACAGUAGAACAAAAGGGACUUAGAAGAAAUAUGAACCAAAUGUAGUUGCUAAAUAAAGACAGUAAUAAUGUAAUUUGACUUAAAUAUAACUACAACCUAUGUAAUGUUUGUGCAACUUGGCUUUCUUUAUCUGUUUUUUACAUUACAGAAGUGUAAACCACUAAGAUUGGCAUUGCACAAUUAAGAUUAAAACAAACAUUUGACAGGUCUUUCUACAUGCCACUGUGCAUG